Olea europaea var. sylvestris is the source of this 1746-nucleotide messenger RNA. Its product is annotated as translation initiation factor IF3-1, mitochondrial-like. Gene Ontology annotation, biological process: translational initiation; ribosome disassembly. The coding region runs from base 231 to 749 and encodes 172 amino acids. The transcript has 6 exons. Lineage: Eukaryota; Viridiplantae; Streptophyta; Magnoliopsida; Lamiales; Oleaceae. Gene Ontology annotation, molecular function: ribosome binding; translation initiation factor activity. The record is from RefSeq and is a predicted model, not a curated record.
UAAUUCACUUCUCUCUCCAUUCUCGCGUCUCAACCACUCUCCGAACAGCUCUCUCCGUCGCGAAUAAGCCUAGAGCAUCGGCGUCGGGGUGAAGCAGUCCGGCCCCUCCCUCUCCUAUCCUGUAUCUGCAUCAAAUCCACUAGCGCUGGUUUGGCGGAAGCGCGGCAACUUCUCCUUGCGGCAAUUUAAAUUUUCUCUGACGAUUUAACGGGAAUUAAAUUAUUAUAAAUAUGGCAUUUUGGAGUAGACUGAAGCGAACGCAGCUUAUAUAUCUUUCAACCCGAUUCAACGGUCUAAUUGCUGUUGAUAAUCUUACUUCACGUACCGGCAUUCCGAUAAUAAAUAACUCAAAUUCGAUCUUACAUAAUAUCCAAUUGCAUUUUGCCAACAACGUCAGAUUCUAUGCAGCACCCGUUCAGGCUAAAGAGAAGAAGGAAGAGAAAGAUACCAGUGGGCCUAGAUUGAAUAAGCGAGUCGCGGCCCAGCUCAUUAGGCUCGUUACUGAUGAAGGUCACAGUGUGGUGUCAAGGCAUGAAGCAUUGAAACAUGCAAAGAGUCUCAAACUGGAUUUAGUUGAGGUUGAUAGAAACGCCAAGCCACCUGUGUGCAAAAUUGUGGACUACAACAAAGAGAAGUACCAACAGCAAGUAAAGGAAAAAGAGCGUUCUAAAAGCAAGUGUGAACUUAAGAAAGGUGCUUGCAAAGAAGUUCGGUUUGCUGCUAAUGGCUGUUUUCAAGGGAGAGGAUGAUUUCAACAAAGUUUUUGACAUUACGGAUGAUGCAAAUGGAUUUGCCAAGAGUUCAAGACAUGAAAAAGUAACAGUACUCUCUUCAGCAGAUGCAAGCUCUGGAUCAGUAGUUGACUCUGCAAGAGCACGUACGGCUUCAUCCAUGUCAACGGAGGUUCCAAAAACUGGGACUGAAAACAGAUAUGCCAGAGAUCCAAGAAACAGGAAUCGUUCGAUGAGCCCUGGUACGAGAAACACAAUUGACCACGUCUCCCAGUUUUCUAACCAUGGGACGGAAAUAAAAUUUAAUAAGAAUAUGUCCCCUCAAGCACAACAAACUUGGCGAGUAGAAACUCCUGCAAAUAAGGAUCGCAAUCGAGAUUCUUCUCAGCCAGGUGUUCCCAAUUCAACAGCCAAAAGUUACGGUGUUUUUAGUGCUCAACAAGUUGAUAGCAACCUCGGCGAACAGAAUACACCAGCACAAGUCAAUAGAUAUGCGAAUAGAAAUCCUUCUGAUUCUGCAAGAAGUCCUACCAGGAUAGGGGUCUCUCAUAGAAAUUCUCCCAUUUCAGAUGCGAGAACUAGCAGAGGUGCAGGUGUUGAGAGAACUCAAAUGGGAUCCCGAACACGUUGAACUAAAACCAAGCAGAAUCCUAGGCUAGGGAAUCAAGGUAUUCGUGUUUUUCCUUGAUUACCCGGCCUAGACUUCUACUAGGAAUAAGGAGAUAAGACCUUGUACGACUCUCUUCAGUAAGUGACCAAGUGCAGAUCGAAGCCAAAUGACGCCAAAAUGAUUUUGGAAGGUAUUCAAUUUGUGGUAUCUUUAGGUAUUUAUGUAUUUAAAUUCCCCUUUUUAGUGGGUAAUUAAUUUUUGGACCAAUGGAAAUAAAUAAUUUAGUCCACACAUACGCAAUGCUGGAAGUAAAUUGAAGGUGAUUUUGUUUAUUUCUAAUUUUUCCACAUUGCCCAUGUUAACAAUGAGUAUAGUAUUAUGAGAUUUUAUUAAGGUUUCAUGUAU